Messenger RNA from Nothoprocta perdicaria, 995 nucleotides. RefSeq names its product nicotinamide riboside kinase 2-like. The record is from RefSeq and is a predicted model, not a curated record. The transcript is spliced from 8 exons. Gene Ontology annotation, cellular component: cytoplasm. NCBI's taxonomy places the organism in Eukaryota, Metazoa, Chordata, Aves, Tinamiformes, Tinamidae. Bases 217 to 843 code for a protein of 208 amino acids.
CCCUUUGCGGAGCGCUGUGGUGCGGCGCGGACCCGCUCGGCUGCUGCUGCUCGCCCGCCAUGGCGCUGCCCGGCAGUUGACGUUGGGCUUCUCCCCUCUCUUCUCCCUCCUCCUCCCGGCUCCCGCCGCGGGCGGUCGGCACCGGCGGCGCCGGGUCCCCCCGCUCCCGUCAGGCACAGGCUGUAGCGGCCGGGCCGGGCGGCCGCCGCCCGCGCCAUGAACAUCAUCAUCGGCAUCGGCGGGGUGACGAACGGCGGCAAGACCACGCUCACCCGCAAGCUCACGCAGGCCCUGCCCAGCUGCAGCGUGGUGCACCAGGACGACUUCUUCAAGCCUCAGGAUGAAAUAGAAGUUGAAGAUGGGUUUAAGCAGUAUGACGUGAUUAGUGCACUGGACAUGGAAGCAAUGAUGAGCACCAUAAAUGCUUGGAUAAAAAACCCCGUCAAGUUUGAACGCUCUCAUGGGAUCAAUAACACCCUGGAUGCCCCAAUCUCACAAGACAAAGAGGGAGGAGAUGAUACCAUCCACAUUCUUAUUGUUGAAGGCUUCCUGCUUUACACCUACAGGCCACUGAUCGAUGUUUUCCACCACCGAUACUUCCUUUCCAUUCCCUAUGAAGAAUGUAAAAGGAGAAGAAGUUCAAGAAACUACACUGUACCAGAUCCACCUGGAUUGUUUGAUGGCCAUGUCUGGCCUAUGUAUGUAAAGCACAGGAAGAUAAUGGAAGAUCUUGGAGUUGAUGUGGUGCACUUGAAUGGAACAAAGUCCAAGGAGGAACUGUUUAAUGAGGUGUAUGGACAGAUUCAGAACAAGAUUGAAGAACUACUUAACAUGCAGAAAUAAGCUGCUCUCGAUUCUUGUGGUUGAAGAAGCUUCCUGUUUGCUCCAMGAUGUGUACCUGACCACCGCUAAAGUUCCAGCUUCUGUGAAGACUCUUAACUCUUGUUCAAUCUUCCCUUGAAACUCAGUUAAAGAAGGUCAUAAUUAAAGAACAU